UAUUUAAGGUUCACCCUGCCACCGAACAUCUCCUUCCGCAAUAUACGGUCCCAACAACCAUGGCUGAACCUGCCCCUGCCGCGUCAGGCUCAGGCGACCCUCCGGAGCAGCCAUCCAAGAAUGCGCUGAAGAAGGCACAGAAAGAGAAAGAGAAGGCCGAAAAGAAGGCCGCAGCUAAAGCCCGCGAGCUCGCCGAGCGCCAGAAGAAAGACGCCGCCGACGCAGAAGAUGUCUCGAAGGACUCGUAUGGCGAACUGCCCAUGAUCGGAUCGAAGGACUUCAAACCUACUGGCAAACCGCGCAUCGACCUCUCUACCAUCGCCGAGCACGAAGAAAAGGAAGUCACAUUCAGAUGCUGGGUCCAGAAUGCGCGUGUACAAUCUGCGAAGCUCGCUUUCUUGAAUCUCCGCCAGGGUCUGACCACGGUGCAAGCUGUGGUCGCAGCGAGUGAGAAGAUCAGCAAACAGAUGGUCAAGUUCUGCGGGAGCCUGAACACCGAGACCACGCUCGCCGUUACUGGAUUGGUCAAGCGAGUAAAGGAGCCCAUCAAGAGCGCGACUGUGAAGGACUUCGAGCUGCAUAUCACCGCGGCUUUCGUGGAAGCAAAGGCCGAUAUCCUGCCUCUCCAGGUCGACGAUGCGGAGCGGCCGCUUCCCAGUGAAGGUCUGGGAGACCAAGACGAACAGCAGACGGAAGGCGACGCAAGACCACUAGUGGGACUGAACACACGGUUGAAUAACAGAACAUUGGAUCUGCGCGCUACGAUCAAUCAUGCCAUCUUCAUUAUCAAGAGCGGCGUGUGCCAAUUGUUCCAAGAGUUCUUGAGUCAGAAAGGUUUCGUCUUAAUCCACACACCCAAGAUCCUGGGCGCUGCCUCAGAAGGCGGUGCGAACGUAUUCGAGGUCAAGUACUUCGACCGCCCAGCAUAUCUAGCCCAGUCGCCCCAGUUCUACAAGCAGAUGCUCAUCUCGUCGCGGUAUGAGAAGGUCAUGGAAAUCGGCCCCGUGUUCCGUGCUGAGAACAGCAAUACCGCGCGUCAUCUGACAGAGUUCACUGGCCUUGAUCUGGAAAUGGAGUUUCAAGAGAACUACCACGAGGUCAUGAGUGUUCUAGAGGACCUCAUGCUCUUCAUCUUCAAAGAGCUCAACGCGCGGUACAAGAAAGAGACCGAUCUCGUCCGUGGCGUAUACCAUGUCGAGGACUUCAAGAUGCCAGAGUCCGGGAAGGUUCCCCGAAUACCCUUCCAAGAGGGUAUCAAGAUGCUGCGCGAAGCUGGAGAAGAACUCGGAGACUACGAUGACUUGACGACGCCACAAGAAAAGCACCUCGGCCGACUUGUCCUCGAGAAGUACAACUCCGACUUCUAUAUUCUUGACCAAUUCCCUAUCGUCCUACGCCCUGCCUACACUAUGCCUUCACCGCACAACCCACUCCUCUCCAAUUCCUACGACAUGUUCAUGCGCGGCCAGGAGAUCCUCUCCGGCGCCCAGCGUAUUCACGACGCUGAUCUUCUCGCGGAGCAAAUGCGUAAGCACGACCCGCCGAUCGAUCCCAAUGGCCCAGGCACGAAGGAGUAUGUGGAUAGUUUCAGGUAUGGAUGUCCGCCGCAUGGUGGUGGCGGGUUCGGUCUUGAGCGUAUCGUGCAAUUCUGGCUGGGCUUGCCCAAUAUUCGGAUGACGAGUCUCUUCCCUAGGGACCCACAGAGAGUUACACCGUAAUCGGGGAGGUUAUAGAGGACACAAACGAUUGACUGAUCGAGUGAGUCGGGGUACUAGGAUGCGGCAAGAUGUGUCAGUACUGAAUUCAAAAUGUUCUGACUCGACUAGAGAAUGUUAUAUUAGAUUCUCUGAUUGAGUGUUCUAUGAGCGUUGGCAUGGAUGCCGGGUAUCAAGUGUCUAUCUCGCCAUUCCCCCUACUUUCUGAGC
This is a messenger RNA of Trematosphaeria pertusa, 1925 nucleotides long. RefSeq names its product aspartyl-tRNA synthetase. The record is from RefSeq and is a predicted model, not a curated record. Lineage: Eukaryota; Fungi; Ascomycota; Dothideomycetes; Pleosporales; Trematosphaeriaceae. The transcript has 4 exons. Gene Ontology annotation, molecular function: aspartate-tRNA ligase activity; ATP binding; RNA binding. Gene Ontology annotation, biological process: aspartyl-tRNA aminoacylation. Gene Ontology annotation, cellular component: cytosol; aminoacyl-tRNA synthetase multienzyme complex; cytoplasm. The coding region runs from base 60 to 1718 and encodes 552 amino acids.